This is a messenger RNA of Neocloeon triangulifer, 1736 nucleotides long. RefSeq names its product BTB/POZ domain-containing protein 6-like. Lineage: Eukaryota; Metazoa; Arthropoda; Insecta; Ephemeroptera; Baetidae. Gene Ontology annotation, molecular function: protein binding. The transcript is spliced from 5 exons. The coding region runs from base 35 to 1480 and encodes 481 amino acids. Gene Ontology annotation, biological process: neurogenesis. Gene Ontology annotation, cellular component: cytosol; P-body. The record is from RefSeq and is a predicted model, not a curated record.
GUGAAAGUCAAAUCAAUCAGUGAGUUAGUGAGAGAUGUCGGGUAAAACUAACAAUAAGCACACUUCUCGUACUUCUCGUUGCAAAUCGCAUCCAUAUGCAAGCAUGCACAGUGAAAAGCACGGCGGCAAUCGACCUUUGUCUUCCAAAAGCAGUGUUGAUGUGUGGCCAUCAAGGACUGGUGAAAUUUUGAAGGACGAACUUGCCUUGUAUACCGAAAGCUACUUCUACGAUUGUACUUUCGAAGUUGCCUUUCAGACAACAUCAAAGGUCUUCAAGUGCCACAAAUUGAUUCUUGCCAGAGCAAGCGUCCCUUUUGCUACAAUGCUGUAUGGAGACUUCAGCGAGUCGUCAAAAGACAAAGAUGACCCUAUCCAAAUCACAAGCGUUGAAGCCAAUGCUUUUGAUAUUGCCAUGAGAUACAUCUAUGGUGGUGAAACUGACUUUCAAGAUGUACCAACAGCUUGCAAAGUCUACAGAUUUGCUCAUGAGUGGCUGUUGAACAGUUUAAUGACGGCUGCCUCAGAAUUUCUAAAAAAUCCCAGCCCUGAUGAUGUCAUUACUGUGCACGAGAUGUACAAAACCUUCAAUGAUCACUCCCACUCGGAAAAACUACUCUCAAUAAUUGCUGCCAACACCAGCGCUGUUCUGAAGUCUGCAGCUUGGUUGAAAUCGACUUCAUCAACAGUUUUGGAAAUCUUUAAAAUGGAAUACUUGAAAGUUGGAUCAGAGGAGGAGCUCUUUGAGGCUUUGUUUGCUUGGGGAUCUGCUGAUGGCAAUACAGGUGAAACCAUUACUGAUGAAGACGCUAUUAGAGCCAAGACAAGUGAUGCUUUAAAAUUAAUUCGCUUUAUGACAAUUGACUCUGAUAAAUUUGGAGAACUCUGCAACUCAGAUUGCGCUAAACUAAUGACUGAAAAAGAUAGGUUAAAAGUUUUCAUGAGCAUCAACCUGUCUGACAAAAGACACUUGCCAGAAAAUUUCUCAGUAAUUCAAAAUCAUCGGAAACUCAACCGAAGUGAUGUCAAAAUUAUUCUUAUUGGCUCGUCAAAGUCGGUUGACUCGGAUGCAACUGUGAGCAAGAAUGAGAAAUCAGUUUUCACAUUUGCAAUCAAAAAAUGCAACAGAUUCUAUCUGAGAGGGGUUCAAUUGCAAUGCCUUAGCCAAACAACCAAAUUUGUUCACCUCAUUUGCAAACUAACCCAAGCUUCCUCACCUAGAGUCCUUGCAUCGGUCUUGUUCAAAGGCAUAAAUUUGAAAAGCAAUCAAAAUUGGCUCCAUUUUCCAAUUGAGGUUCAUAUCAAAGAGAAUAUCUUGUAUACCCUUACAGUUGAAUAUUUCCACAAUGAUCCAGUGCCUUCCAAAACCAGCAGCAACAUUGGCCAAAAUGUAUUUUGGUCUGACAGUGACUUGCAUUUGAUAAUGCAAAAUGCGAGUAACACAGUGACUGAUAUUGUUGGUUUGUCUUUUUACAAGUCGUGAAUAUAAAUUGUGGAUCCUCCUUUAAAGUAUAAUAUUGCACACAGUCAGACAAUAUUAUCUAUGAUUUGCCAACUAGUUAAAUCUUUAAACUCAAAACAUUGUUUACAUGUAUCAGUUAAAAGAAAUUUGCUGGUUGGAAUUUUCCUCAGAUUGCUAUUUUAAAUUGAAUGCUGAUAGCAACCACUUAUAAUAAUAAAGAAUUAAAGAAAAAAAUAUAUUUUCAAUAAGAUGUACACUUUUGGUUGCAAAAAUAAAA